AUGGAUCCCCCAUCCGUUCAAUCUUCUCAACAACAAGGAGGAUCUCCUCAACGAGCUCAGAGUAACAUGCAACCAGCACCCAUAUCACAGGAUAGUAGCGAGAUGAAGCCCAGUGUAUCUUCGGCAUCCAACGGUGGUAUUGACAAUGGCAAAGACAAUGGCGAUAUGACUUCAUUUAAUCAAGAGAGUGAUGAAUCCACCUCACCAAACGACACUUCACCUCUCGAUCCUUCGCUAUCAACAACGAAUCUCCAUUCUCAAAGUAAUUCACAGUCUCAAGGUCAAAGCCAGAACCAGAACCUAAACCAGAGUUAUAGUCAAAUGCAAAACAAUUUCGAUUCUGAGAUGAUGGAGGGAUCAGAAUCAGCUAAAAGACCAAGACUGCGUUUAGCUCACGCAUGUGAUAGAUGUAGACGUAGGAAAAUACGUUGUGAUACGAAACACCCAUGUACACCAUGUCAACAGUCCAAUAAUCAAUGUACAUUCGAAACCCCAUCGAGAAGAACGGUAAAACCCAAAGGUUCAUCCAGUUCAAAUUUGAAUAACAAUACAAAUUCCAAUGGAUCGGGUUCUAAUGGAGGUACUAAAAGACCACAUUCACCUUUGAGAAAUACUUUAGCUGGAUUAACAGCUUCUGCUUCUGGAACAUCUUCAGGAACAAACGGUGAUGGUCAAACCAAUCUAGAAGCACGAUUAGCUGCUUUAGAAAGUAUGUUAAGGGAUGUACCACCAAAUGUACACAAUGCUUUCUUAUCCACAUUAGAUGCUAGAUUAGGUAGUGGAACUGGAGUGGGAAUAAAAGAAGGUGGUGAAGGUGUCAGCGUGGCCGUUGAAGCUUUAGCUGGUACAGGAAGUAGUAAUUUCGGUUUAACGUCUUUCAACACUUCCGAUCUAUUGAAUGACUUAUCUUGGAAUAUGACAAAUCAAAACUCGUCAGGAUCAGGAGAUAAUAACAAUAACAACAAUUUCAAUAUGACAGGAUCAAAUUCAACUUUAUUGCCUGAUUGGACAAAUCCCACUUCAUCACCAGCAACAAACCAGAAUACCGCAAAUAACGCUGGAGCUUUGAGUAAUUGGCUAGCUGGUAUUGGUGUUGGACCAGGAUUGACGAAAAGGAGAGAAGAAGUUGGUAUGGACGAAUUAGCUAAAAGAAUGGAAGGGAUGAGCUUCUUCUAUGAGGAUGAAAUUGGUCAAGCGAAAUGGCAGGGUGCCACAUCCGGUUUCCCCCUCCUUCAUCUCCUUACAGCUGCCAAUGCUCGCAAAGAAGCCAGUGAUGAACAACAAGAUAUCCAGUCAGAUGUACUUACAUCACCUCCUAAUUCAACUCUGUCAACUUCGCCAGCUAACGCGACUACACCAUUCCCGACUAGAAGAGUGAGCUCAGGAGCUACCGCUCUUGGAGCGGCAGCGAGGUCAGCGUCUGUGCCUACGUCAAAGAAUCGAUCAUCAUCAGUUGGAGUCGGUGGUAGAAAUUCAUCGCCAAGCGGAAAUACAAGAAGGAAAGAAAAGUUUUUCCCGGAUCGUACACCAAGACCACAUCAAACUCUGAAUCCCGAAGCAUCUUGGAAAGUCAUAACUGGAGUCAUUCCACCUGACUUGAUGGAUACACUAGUUAGAUGUUAUCUAUCGACAUCACAUCUACUAUGGCCUUUCUUACACGUCCCUUCUUUCCUAGCUGAUUAUGCCAACCCGCAACAAUGGGGAGAACCUGGAUUUACUUGUUUCAUAGUAGCUGUCUGCACACUCUCUUCAAGACAUGUUGACGAUCCAAGAGUAAGAGCAAAUCCAAACGACCCUUCAACAGCUGGAAAACAAUACUUCGAAUUGUUCAAAAGAUUGAGAGAUUUACCUUCAGCAGACAGACCAACCCUAUAUUCAAUACAAGCCGCGUUCUUGGCUGCUAUCUACGCUUUUGGAUUGGGUAAUCUAAGUAAGGCUUUCGCGUUACAAGCUGAAAGUAUCACAUUAUGUUUGGAUGGCGGUCUGCAUAGAUCAGUAGACGGUUAUGAUCAUUUCGAUGCGGUGGAAAAGGAGACUAGGAAGAGAACUUUCUGGUCGAUAUAUUCCUGGGACAAGCAAUCUGCUGCGCUCUUCGGUAGACCACCCAUCAUCCAUCUGAGGGAUUGCGACGUUACAGAACCUUUAAUAGUGGAUGACGAAAACCUCACAGCUGAAGGAAUCAAAGAUGAGAGUAUAGAUUCGCAAAGUAGAAUGUGUGCAUUCGUAGCUACAAUCAGAUUACAUGUAAUUCUGGAGGGAGUGAUCGAUUCUGCUACUCGACCGUCUUCUUUCCCAACUUCGCCCUUUUUAGCCAAGGCAGCAGCUACAAUCUCACGUCGAUCGCCGCAAAAUGAGUCUUUGCAAGACGAAUUAGCAUUAUUGGAUGAAUGGACAAAGAUUUUACCCAAAUACUGGCAUUAUGAUUCUGAGACUGCAGCAUCUAGAGAUCCAAUCCGAAUUACUCAGGCUGAGAGACUACAUUGUCUCGAACAUCUUGUCAAGAUGAUCAUUUACAGACAUCGAUUUUCAGGAUUCGUGGCUAUGCCCGCAUCUACUCAGGAAGAAAGAGCUAGACAUCUUGACUUGUGUAGAAAAGCGAUGCAAUGCGCUUUGACCAUUAUUGCCGAUCACGUUCAUAUCUCCCAACGUGGCAUGAUGACAUAUUACGGCGUCCAUGUCAUUCAUCAACUGGCUCAAGCAGGACGAACAUUAGUAGCGGUCAUUCUGAAUUGUCGGGAUGCCGAUUUCAGGCCUAUCAUCGCUCCUUCUAUCGAAGGUCUCAGAUCUUGUGUUGGAUUAUUGAGGAGAUUUAGUGGUAGAUAUCUGUGUGGUUUGAGAUCAGCGGAUAUCAUUGAUGAAUUCUGUCGAAUUUGUAAUAUCCCUGUUAACUCCCCACGAGUACCUGAUUCCACAACUCGACCUUCUCCUGCAUGGCUUCGACCUGUACCAAAACGGGUGUCACUUUCACAAGGACUACUAAGUGAUCUAUCUCCAGGUACAAUGAUGGAUUUCAACACGUCCAAUACGGCAUUACCCAAUCAACAAGGAACGAAUAUCGACAACCACCUAUCGAACGACUUGGAUAGCUUGUUCAACACUUCCGCGUACUUCGAUAUGUCAGCUAUGGAAGCUGGAACGACAAGUAGCAGUAAUAACAAUCCGUACGGAAGUGAGAAUAUCAAUAAUAACAAUAAUCCUAACCAUAACGAUUUCUCAAUCUCUCUCGGACAAUCAUCAUCGUCAUACGAUAGAUACGAAUCUACCACGCCUCAAAAUGGACAUAUAAUGCUUGGUGGUGGAUCCAAUGCAUCCGGAAAUAAUUCGUCAAAUCAUUAUGACGCUUCUUCAACGUCUUUCGAUAAUAGCAAUAGUAAUAACUCCUAUAACAACAGUAAUAAUCAAAUGAGCAGUAAUUCAACUGGAAACGGACUUGGACACGGGAACUCAGGUGGUCAAAUCAGUUUCGAUUAUGGUUUGAAUGGAAUGGGUUUCGGAGGUGAAGCAUUAGCUGGAGAAGGUAUGGAUACCGUUAGUGACGGUUUAAGAGGUAACAAUGCGAAUGGCGGAUUGUCCGCCGCCACUAUUCUCAGUCUCAUGGAGGAAGGUUCAUUUGAUUAUGGUAGUAUAUUCACUGAUCAAGCUCCAUUACCUAUGGAUGUUGAACAUGGUGUAUAG
This is a messenger RNA of Kwoniella shivajii, 3675 nucleotides long. RefSeq lists its product as uncharacterized. Bases 1 to 3675 code for a protein of 1224 amino acids. Lineage: Eukaryota; Fungi; Basidiomycota; Tremellomycetes; Tremellales; Cryptococcaceae. The transcript has 10 exons. The record is from RefSeq and is a predicted model, not a curated record. Gene Ontology annotation, biological process: DNA-templated transcription; regulation of DNA-templated transcription. Gene Ontology annotation, molecular function: DNA-binding transcription factor activity, RNA polymerase II-specific; zinc ion binding; DNA binding.